Notolabrus celidotus (New Zealand spotty) is the source of this 1675-nucleotide messenger RNA. It is a transcript of the gene gpank1, whose product is annotated as G patch domain and ankyrin repeats 1. The record is from RefSeq and is a predicted model, not a curated record. NCBI's taxonomy places the organism in Eukaryota, Metazoa, Chordata, Actinopteri, Labriformes, Labridae. Gene Ontology annotation, molecular function: nucleic acid binding; protein binding.
CCUCCGGACCGACAGGGGGCAGCACUCGGCGUUGUGUCCGCAAACGUAACGAACGAAGCUGUUUACAAGCAGAGGAAGAGAGACAGGGCUACGUUAGCUUAACAGAGUUCAGAAUUUUACAGAGAUAAAUAUCUCAUUUUUUGGACUAUGUUAAUGUCGUCAUCUGGAUAAUGUUUUAAAGCGGCUCAGGUAACACCACAGUAUCACAUAGCCGAGGUUAUAUUGAGAAGUGACUGAAAGUUAAUGCUUAAUCCAACCGACUCUGAUGCUACGUCUCUUUCCUAGCUAACACUUAGCCAAGCCUUAUGUUUGUUUACAGAAGCUAGAUGUCUGUUUUAGAGAAGUGAACGCACUGUAAAUGUUCUCUUUUAAUGUCAUUUGAGAAAUUAAGAAUCAGAAUUACUAAUAGCCUCUUGAAUUAUCACAGGUAGGCACAUAGAUUAGCUCAUUGGUUUGCCAAUAAUGUACUAAACAUGAGCUAAAAUAAAAAUAAUUCAGACUGAAAAAAGCUGCAGCUACAGUGAUUCAUUAUGGCUGCAUUGGGCUUUACUCGUGCAAGUGGGCAAGAUGUUUUCAGUAUUGAAUCAAGCGAACCAUCCAGCUCUAAACAGCACAGUUUACUCAGUGGGGAAGAGGUGAAGCAGUUCUACGAUGUAAUUAAAGAUGAUAAAGAUGCAUCGAGGAGUGCAAGCAGCAAGAAAGGACCUCGCAGAAAGCAUCAGAGGAGGAGAGUCAGGGCUGCAGAGUUGCAGCAGCAUCAAACUGACUCUGAGGUUCAAAGAGGGAAUAAUGGUGAGAGUGAAGGAAGCCAAAGAAGAGAUUCAGCCAUCUCAGAAAGGUCCAUGGAGCUCCUGGGGCUCAGGCUGCUGCGCUGUGCCCAAGAGGGGGACAUCUCAAGCCUCAAAGAUCUGCUCUCAAAGGGAGUCGACAUCAACUUCCAGGAUCCUUUCUUCUGGACAGCAGUGAUGUGUGCAAGCUGGUCAGGUCAAACAGCUGCAGUGAGGCUGCUGAUACAACACGGAGCCGCUUGGGUCGGAGUGGUUGACACUCAGGGAAGGGAUGCUAAAGAUCUGGCACUGGAAGCGGGCCGCAGCGAGGUGUUGGAGGAGCUGGAGAGCUUUGGGAGAAGAACAGAGAGAGAAACACAACCUGAUAGAAGUGCCUCUCAGUCCCAGUGGUGCACCGUGUGUUGUAGCGAGUACAACAGCAGUCUGUCAUCACACCUCUCCUCCACUCUGCAUCAGUUCAGUCUACGGCGUCCCUCACCCACCCCCUACUACUGCCUUCCCCCGUCCAGCAACAGCUACAAGAUGAUGGUUCGGAGCGGCUGGAAACCGGGGACGGGGCUGGGGCCUGAGGGAGAGGGGACCCAACGACCUGUGCCGACUGUGCUUAAAAGAGACCAGCAAGGCCUCGGGUUUGGAGACACAAAAAGAGCUAAGAUUACACACUUUCAAGCCAGGGAUCGUGAUGCUGUGAAAGCAAAAUGCAGGAGGAGGGAGCGAGAAGGAGGGAAAGGACAGAGGAAGGAAGAAAGGAGGAAGAAGGAGCAACAAGAUAAAAACUGGGAGAGAGACUUUCGUGCUUCUUUUUAUACUUUAGAUUAGUUUGAGGAAUAUAGCUGAAAAAAAUUCAAUGUAUUCAGUAAAAAUUAAAGAGAUUUCUUAUGAAGACA